Messenger RNA from Hevea brasiliensis (rubber tree), 2524 nucleotides. RefSeq lists its product as uncharacterized. Lineage: Eukaryota; Viridiplantae; Streptophyta; Magnoliopsida; Malpighiales; Euphorbiaceae. The coding region runs from base 360 to 2126 and encodes 588 amino acids. The transcript has 6 exons. The record is from RefSeq and is a predicted model, not a curated record.
UCUUCAAACAGAACAGAAGUCAUUUUCUGUUAAUUUUCACAUUUUUCUUUUCCCCCAAAAAAAAAAAAUGAAGAAAACCUCACUCUUUCUGUGGCCGGAUAUUUCUCCGGCGAUAUCUCCGGCGAAGGUAAUUUGAGUAGAAGGAAGCUUUGGAGUGUGUGUAUGGUUUUGCAUGGCUGGAGCUCGAUCUUUAUCUAUGGCUUCUGUGAGUAAAACGGCGUCCUAAGGUGUACAGUUGGUUCCUUUGGGAUAAUAGUUCGAGCUUUUGAGUGUGAAUCACACUCCUCUGAAGAGGGGAAGCGAGUCAAGUGAGUUGGUUUGUUCGACUCAGUGAGUCUGUGAAUUGGAUAGCAGCGAAAAUGUCUUUCCAGCACAAAAGCUUUUGGAUGUCAAGAGAAGCAGGGUGUCUAACUGAUGGAGAGAUAGGUUAUGAUAGUUCCACAAGAAUUGAACCAAAGCGUGGACAUCAGUGGUUUAUGGAUACCAGUGGACCAGAAUUAUUCAGCAACAAAAAGCAAGCAAUUGAAGCUGUUGGUAAUAGGCCAGUUUUGGGAACUUCUCACAUGAACAUUUCUCCAUGGCAUAAUGCUUCCAGUUUUCAAUCAGUUUCAGGGCAAUUCAGUGACCGCCUGUUUGGGUCUGAGGCUGUGCGGACCGGCAAUAUGGUUGAAAGAAAUGUUCCUUCUGCUGCUGGUGGAAAUAUGAACAUAAAUAUGGGAAGAAAGGAUUUCAAUGAUCAAUAUGGUAGCAAUUCCUCUAUGGGUUUAUCUAUGUCUCAUUCCAUUGAGGAUCCCUCGGGAUGUUUCAGUUUUGGUGGAAUCAGAAAAGUUAAAAUCAAUCAAGUUAGGGACUCCAGCAAUGACAUUUCUGCAUCCAUGGGGCACUCCUAUAGUCAAGGAGAAAACAAUGAAAUUUCAAUAGGCACUACCUAUAGUAAGCAUGAAAGCAAUGCCAUAUCUUUGGGUCCAACUUAUAAUAAUGGGGAGGCGAAUACCAUUUCAGUUGGUGCCGACUUCAGCAAGGCAGAUGGCAAUUUCAUUUCAAUGGGCCAAACCUUCAACAAGGGGGGUGAAAAUUUCAUAUCGAUGAGACACAAUUAUAACAAGGGAGAUGACAAUAUCUUAUCAAUGGGUCAGACCUUUGACAAGGGGGACGCCAACUUUAUCACAAUGGGUCAAUCAUAUGAAAAGGAAGAUAGCAAUGUCAUAUCAAUGGCUCAUUCCUUUAGCAAGGGUCAUGAAAAUUUCAUUUCAAUGGGAUCCACCUAUGAUAAAGCAAAUGAGAAUUUCAUUUCUAUGGGUCCCACUCCCUCCUAUAGCAAGGGAGAUGAUAGUAUCAUAUCCAUUGGUUCCAGCUAUGACAAGGCAGAUUCCAUCAUAACUUCCAUCUGUUCUGCCCAGGACAAAGAAGAUUCCAAUAUUCUAUCCAUGGAUCACAACUUUAACAAAGGUGAGAACAAUACCAUAUCUUUUGGAGGCUUUCAUGAUGAACCAGAUGCAAAUCCUUCUGGCACUAUUAUUAGUGGAUAUGAUGUGUUAAUGGGUAAUCAGAACUCAGCUCAAACUUCAGGAGUACCUGCCCCAAAAGAUAUUGUUCAGUCAAAUGCAAAUCCAACUGUAAAUAAUGCCCCAAAAGCUAAUUCAAAAUUUGAUAUGGCCCCCAAGAGCAAAGAUGCCAAGACGUCUAAGAAGGUUCCUCCAAACAACUUCCCUUCAAAUGUCAAAAGUUUGUCAUCGACUGGCAUGCUCGAUGGGGUUCCAGUUAAAUAUGUUUCAUGGUCAAGGGAGAAAAAUCUUAAAGGAAUUAUAAAGGGGACUGGGUAUUUAUGUGGUUGCCAGGAGUGCAACUUCUCGAAGGCUCUGAAUGCUUAUGAAUUUGAGCGUCAUGCUAGCUGCAAGACCAAGCACCCCAACAAUCAUAUUUACUUUGAGAAUGGGAAGACCAUUUAUGCAGUUGUUCAGGAGCUGAAGAACACUCCUCAGGAGAUGCUGUUUGAUGCAAUCCAAAAUAUGACUGGGUCUCCUAUUAAUCAGAAGAAUUUUCGUAGCUGGAAAGCAUCAUAUCAAGCUGCCACCCGUGAACUUCAGCGUAUCUAUGGAAAGGAUGAAGUUGCCAUGCCAUCUUGAGAUGAAGAUCCUAACCCUGGAAUAUGUGGCCGUGUGUUCUGUGCAUAGCAGCAUAUAUAUUUGGUAAAUUAUCGACUUGCUUUGGGAUUUUAAUAAUUUUGAGGAGACAAUGUUUAUUAGAUUUGUAUAUUUUUCUUAAAAAAAAAUCUAAAAUUUAAUUUCGGAGAAUUAAAAAAAAUUAGAGUUAACUAUCAUAUAUGUGUGUAAUUGGCACUAGAGGUGCCAUCUCCAUUUUAGCUGAGGUGAAAGUGUUUUGAUGGAAGUCAUGCAACAAGCCCCUUUGGGGAGCAUUACUGAUCCUCUAUUCACUAACCUGACGAUACUGAGUUUACUUGAAAGAGAAAGAUGAACUAUUCUCUUUGAUAGAUUGAAUGAAAUUCGCGACAAUUUCUGCGACA